This is a messenger RNA of Chelonoidis abingdonii (Abingdon island giant tortoise), 1592 nucleotides long. NCBI's taxonomy places the organism in Eukaryota, Metazoa, Chordata, Testudines, Testudinidae. The record is from RefSeq and is a predicted model, not a curated record.
AAGUAACAGUGAAGAUGAAGAUUCUCUCAUUCUGCCACAGCUCCAGAGCCAGCUCCCCUCUGCUUGGUUUUAUUGUUUUCUUCCUUACUUUUUAUGUUCACAAGACGGAAUCAGCAAAAUUCACAGUGAUUGGACACCAGGACCCUAUCACUGCCAUCGUGGGUCAGGAAGCUGUGUUACCCUGUCGCCUUUCGCCCCCGAUAAGCGCUGCAGACAUGGAGGUGAGAUGGUUCCGAUCUCAGUUUGUAUCCAUUGUGCACCUGUACCGUGAUGGGAAGGAUCAGUAUGUAGGGCAGAUGCCAGAGUAUCGAGGAAGGACAGAGCUUUUGAAAGCCGGACUCACAGAUGGGAGUGUUCCCUUGAGGAUUCUCAAUAUCAGACGUUCUGAUGAAGGACAAUACCACUGCUUUGUUGAAGACGAUACUUUUUACAAAGAAACCAUAUUGGAACUGCAAGUGGCAGGUCUGGGCUCUGCUCCUCUCAUCUCUGUUGAGGGUCAUCAGGAUGGAGGGAUCCGGGUGGUUUGUCGAUCAUCUGGUUGGUAUCCAGAGCCCAAGGUGCUAUGGAAAGAUCUCAGUGGGCGACAUUUACCAUCACUCUCUGAAACAACAUCCCAAGGGGAUAACAACCUGUUUGAAACAGAAACUGCGAUUGUUGUGAAAAAACAUUCUAACCAAAACUUGUCCUGUUGCAUCAGGAACACCGUUCUCAAUCAAGAAAAGGAAUCAGCAGUUUAUAUAGCAGAUCCAUUUUUCCCAAGGGUGGAUCCCUGGAUGGUGGCUCUGAGUGUGAUCCUGGUGGUUUUGUUUGGUUUCACUGGCUUCACUGUUUGUCUCUUUAAAAUGAAAGGGAAACUUACUGAAGAAGUUGGGAAACAAAAUAUAGAAAUUGAAAUUGGGAAACUUACUGCAGCACUUGGGUGGAGAAGAUCUGUAGAAGAAGUGAAUGUGACUCUGGAUCCAGACACGGCUCAUCCCCAACUCGUCCUGUCUGAGGAUCGGAAAAGUGUGAUUUGUGGAUACACACGGCAGGAUCUGCCCAACAACCCUGAGAGAUUUGAUUCUGGUCUCUGUGUGCUGGGCUGUGAGGGAUUCACCUCGGGGAGACAUUGCUGGGAGGUGGAGGUGGGCUAUGGGCAAUGCUGGUCUGGGGGCGUGGCCAGAGAGUCUGUGGGGAGGAAGGGACAGAUCACUCAUAACCCUGAGAUGGGGAUCUGGGCUGUGCAGCAGUGGCUGGGUCAGUUCCGGGCUCUCACCUCCCCUGUGACUCACCUGCCCCUGAGCCGGGUCCCCAGCAGGAUCCGGGUUUAUCUGGACUGUGACCGGGGGCAGGUGACAUUUAUCGAUGCUGGUGACAAAACCCCGAUCUUCACUUUCCCGCCGGGCUCCGUCCCUGGGGAGAGAAUCCGACCCUGGCUCUGGGUGGGGCCGGGAUCCCGGCUCAGACUGUGUCCCUGAGGUGGCGGGGGGGAUACCCCACGGGAGCCCUCAAAUCAGCCUCUCUAGCCUCACACAUCCCAGUCUAUAUGGCCUGGAGGACUCCUGUCUACCCAAACCUCUGGCCUCUUAACUCUGUGACCCCCUGGAAGCUCC